Molecule: messenger RNA, 1377 nt
Organism: Nerophis lumbriciformis (worm pipefish)
Lineage: Eukaryota; Metazoa; Chordata; Actinopteri; Syngnathiformes; Syngnathidae
Source: RefSeq, a predicted model, not a curated record
AUGGAGAAGCCAGAGAAGUAUCUGUCGUCGGUGCAGGGGACCGACUCCGCGCCGGCGCCGCACGGGGAGACCAUGUGGAACAGCACCGAGUCAGAGGUGACUGGCAACGGCGAGAGAGACGGCGUGGUUUUGCGCGCCCUGACGGGGUGUUUGCUCUUCCUCCUCAUCCUGUGGACGCUCAUGGGCAACAUCCUGGUGUGCUCCGCGGUGCUGCGCUCCCACCACCUACGGACAAAAGUGACCAACAUCUUUAUCGUGUCCCUGGCCCUGUCGGAUCUCUUUGUGGCUGUGCUAGUGAUGCCAUGGAAGGCUGUAGCGGAGGUAGCAGGAUACUGGCCAUUUGGCACUUUCUGUAACGUCUGGGUGGCAUUUGAUAUUAUGUGCUCCACCGCUUCCAUCCUCAACCUUUGCAUCAUUAGUGUGGACAGAUACUGGGCCAUCUCCAGUCCCUUUCGCUACGAGAGGAAAAUGACUCAGAGAGUGGCGUUUGUCAUGAUAAGCAUCACUUGGACGUUGUCAGUGCUCAUUUCAUUCAUACCGGUCCAGCUCAACUGGCACAAAGCCAGCGGGGAUGUCUCGGCUGGGGCGAGCAACUCCUCCGCAGGUCGCCGAACAGAGGAGAACUGUGACUCCAGUCUGAGUCGAGAAUACGCUAUCUCCUCAUCAUUGAUUAGUUUCUACAUCCCUGUGGCAAUUAUGAUUGUGACUUACACACGAAUAUACCGGAUUGCUCAAAUACAAAUCAGGAGAAUAGCUUCUCUAGAGAGAGCUGCAGAACACGCGCAAAGUUGCAGGUCGAAAAGAAUAGAGUGCCAACACCACAAUACUCUAAAGACAUCUAUCAAGCGGGAAACCAAAGUUUUCAAAACACUUUCGGUGAUUAUGGGUGUCUUUGUGUGCUGCUGGUUGCCCUUCUUCGUCCUCAACUGCAUGGUUCCUUUCUGCGACAAGCCGUCCACUGACCAGCACGCGGGUCUGCCAUGUGUUAGCGAGACCACCUUUGACGUUUUUGUGUGGUUCGGCUGGACCAACUCAUCCUUGAACCCCAUCAUUUACGCUUUCAACGCAGAGUUCAGGAAAGCCUUCGCCAGCUUGUUGGGUUGUCGCUACUUCUGCUCCAACACGCCUGUAGAAACUGUUAACAUCAGCAACGAGUUAGUGUCCUAUAACCAAGAUACUAUGAUCCACAAGGAGAUUGCCAGCGCUUAUGUCAAUAUGAUACCCAAUGUUGUGGAAUGUGAGGAGACUUUUGACAGGCUCUCUCAGCUUACUGUUAACAAUGACAACGCCACCGACUCGGUGUGUGACUUGGAGGAUUGCGAGGCUGUUAUCAGUCUCGACAGGAUGUCGCCAUUCAUGCCCAAUGGAUUACAUUGA